Molecule: messenger RNA, 3876 nt
Organism: Culex pipiens pallens (northern house mosquito)
Lineage: Eukaryota; Metazoa; Arthropoda; Insecta; Diptera; Culicidae
Exons: 2
Coding region: 67-810 (247 amino acids)
Source: RefSeq, a predicted model, not a curated record
CGCGAUAAGCUAUUUCCCGGCUCUAACCUCGAUUCGUUCAAGUUCACGUCAUUUGACAAGGGAGUGAUGAAGCGAAUAGCGUCCAAAAUUACGGAGAACGGCAUCGACAAAUAUCUUCCCGAGGAACCAGCAGAGAAUGGCAACCGAAACCUAGACCAAAACAGAUCCGACCUCCAUACAAUAGACGUAGACAAGGAGUCCCAGGCCCUCUGUGCGAGGUUCGCCGUCCGCUAUGCUGAGAUUCCACAGUUUGAUUCGACCAAGCUUAAAUUUAAGUUCGAGCCACCAGCAAACGGGCGGAUCACCGGUCACAUUCUAUGCUAUAUUUGUAUGGAGUGUGACAGUCAAAGUGAACAAAAGUGGCUCAAAGUCGUUAAGGCAGCUCCCACCCAUUCGUGGACAGUAACGAAUCCACAAAAGCACUUCGAUGCACAUUUUAAUAUAACGACCAGACCAACUCGCACGAAACGUGUAGCUGUACUCGAUGGCAGUGACAUCCAUUCUAUUGAUAAACAAGCUAAACGAUCACGUCAACAACAACGGCUUGAACACUUCGGCACGUCAUCAAAUACGGCGAAAUUAGCACACUUGCAGAUAGAACCUUUCGAGGAUACGCAGUAUGAAGAUGGGAAUCCCAACCAGGAGAAAAACAUUCAUAAGGCAGGAGAUGGCGAACCAACGGAUGUCGACCCGCUAGAUGAUUCACAGUUCAGUGACGACAACGUCAUAUACGACCCGAGAGACGUUUUCCAGGCCGGAGCUGUCAACCAAGCGGAAGUAGAUCUGCAAGAUGGUUUAUUUAUCAAUUGAGGAAGGUGACGAAAGUCGUGAGGAGUUUGAGCUGCUAACAGAACGUGAACGUGAAAGCCCCGUGGAAGAUGAGAUGUUUUCGCCACUAUUUGAAUUUGUUGCUGUUGAAGAGCAUGCCUGUACCGUUGAUAGCAACGACGACGACAUUUACUGCGCAAAUGUCUUGUUUCCUAACUGUGGUAAUACCUUAAAUUUAAAAAAUACUAAAUCAGACAACAAGCAUACUUUCAAGAUUAAGGAUGCCAGCGGCAAAAUUAAGCACAUAAAAAAAACUACGCUUGUCUGGAUGUUGACACAAGACCGCCACAAACUAUCAACAGACCGCCUGCGUAGAUUCCAACAAAAAAAAAAACAACAAAUAAGUAAGGUUAGCAUUUAGUUCCAUCCAAACAAACAUCACAGAUUUUUCUAGUCAAUUUAAACUUCUUUGCUUAAACUCCUCCACAACGUUACCCAUUUUUGAGUUCAAAAAUUCUACCCGGUUCUGAGUGUGCUGGAGCAAUUAUGCGGUAGAGUGUAUGUUUACUAAACAGUUUUGUUUUUACCAAUGUUCCAGCCUGAUCGUCGUCACACCCUUAGAGCUGUUUUUGAUUCGCCGGACGAGAAACGACUUUAAGCAGGAGAUCAUCAACGCUGACCUGAGACAGCUGGUUCAGGUGUGAACCGGUAAAUGCAUUUCAUUAAUUCUUCAUCGACUUAUUUGCCUUUUUUUAGGAAACUUGUAACGAGACGUUUCCGGCUAGCAAAAACAAAAUAAACUUCAUGACUGUAUUGCGUACCGAUUCUCAAAACAUACAAACAUGCGCUUACGCGACCUCGCAAACUUUGCCUAAUCUGGCUCUAUCUAAAUGCGGAACAUCAUGUUUUGUGUGAAAUUGUGCUUAAAACUAGCGGUACUUGCGCGCUGGCGCCUCUCCUCACUGUUGCUGCAUGCUGCCGCGUUCGCCCUCAGCAGUCACCCCGAAGUCAGCCACGACUCGAUCCUUCCUGACGGCCCACGACGCGGAAGCGCCGAGCGAUCCGCGUCCCCGCGCUCUCACGCGAUUCGCACAAACGUGUGCUCUUGUCCCGCACGGCGGCCGUUCGAUUCGGCUCGCUCCGCCCGUAACUUCUUCAGCACCGGUCCGCCUCGAUGUCCAGAUGAGCUCGAGUCUCCACCAAAAGACCCUCUCCUGGAGGGUCUUCGUGGCGGUCAAUCUGACCGUGGCCGUCCGCUUCGGUUGCGGGUGGUGGAGGUGGAGGUGCUUAGGCCGGUUCCGCUGUGCGUUCUUGUUCCUGCUGCUAGUUGUACCCACGCCGUUCCAGAUCGGCGUUCUCGAGAUUGUAUCGGCACCAAUUUUCGCGGUUCGUUGAUGUCGCUCUUCCUGGCUUGAGCGCGCUUCGAGCGCGGGAUGGUAUUGUCCGCUUUGAGUCAGCCUUCGUCCAGGCAGAUGCGUCACCGUCUCGUGUGCGGUGCGGUUCCGUUUCCCACGCGGGACUUUUGGUUCGUCGCCUUACCCUUUUCGAAGCCGCCGUGCCGCCUUUUCUGCACCUCUGUCCUCUUCGUGUCGCGCCCGGGUUGCGUUGGGCCUGAGGCUCUUGCUGGUGCGGGUUUUGUUUACCCGCGGAGCCGUCGUUGCGACGCUUGAGGAGGGCGCACAGGGGCGAUGGCGGACACACGGAACGUCUCACAAGGGAGCACACACGGGUCACUACCGUUCGCGAAACUUUCCUCGAACGCGCGGAACACACGUGGUUUUUGACCACACUCGUGCACGUUGGUGCGCGGACAUGCACUUGCUUAGGCUGAUCGCAGCAGACUGAAUGCUCUCGCCGACUUCCCGUUUGCUCUUGCGGUCGCGCAGUUUCCUCUCACGCUCUUGCUUGGGUUGUGGUGAGUUCCUUGGUGAACGCCAACUGACAGCGGCCGAGGGGUGAUGCGGGGAAUUUCGCGCAGACUUUUCACAGUUUCGGUACAAACUAGGACUAAUAAUUACAUUUUCGCUACCAAUUAAGUCUAAUCGUUAUAAACUGUUUUGCACCUCGCAGAGACAAAACAAGACGGACGAAUCGCACAAAACAUUGCUAAAGAGAUCCACCUCGAAGCCGGCAAGGAGCUGGUCAGUUGUUAUGGCAAACAGCUCUUGUUCUAGUUGCUAUUAUUCUUUUCUACAGUUUUCAGAUUAAGUGAGCCAUGAAACGUGAAUUGGAGGCGUCGACGUUGACGGAUCGACGGAAUGAAGAUGGCGAACGAGUACUCAGCUUGUCAUCAGCUUCGAAAGGAAACGGUGCCGGCGUUGUCCACGAUGAGGAGAUUAGGAUCCAAUCUUUCAAGUGAUCUUAGUUUCAUGUUUAGCAUCGGUUAGCAAAAAAAGUACUCGAUUAACAAACACAAAAAAAUAAGUUUUGUCAAAAAAAUGCUCCAGUUAUUAGCAUAGCAUUGGUGUCUACCCGUAGCUGCUACUUCGUUAUUGACCAGGACCCCCAAACAUUGCUCCGUGGACCACAGAUGAAAAGUAGGAAUCAAUCAUCACCCCUUCGCAAUUUUCAAAGGUCCCUAUCAUGCUGAUCAAUACCGACGCCGGCCACGACCAGAGGUAAGACACGGGGAAGUGGAUGGGAAUGUUAGUCCGAUACUUGAGUGAUGGGACCGCCAAAUCGACUGCGUCUCCGACAAAGUAUCACAUGAGUUUUGAGGGGUUAGUAAGAUGGGUAUGAGGUCAGGAUUCACUGUGGUAGGUGAUGCGACCAUAAGCAAUUUGUUUAUCGGUUGAAAUUUUAAAAAUCUUAGGCAGCCGGCUGCGGAAAGAUAGCUAUCUAGGGAUUUAAAUAUAGUAUUAAUUCGACCGCGAUUCUCCAGAAAUUCUCCGUCGGCGUGCCUUCCGAUCAACGGUGAUGUAAGAAGGGCUUCAUUUAUUGAAAUGAUUAUUGAAAUGAUAUAGAAAGGGCUUAAUCCAGCAAUACGACUUGCUAGUCUCAAAAAAAAAUAGGUCCGUUUUUAUAGAAAACUAUAAAUAGAGAACAACACAAAAAAACUCAUCGGCCAACGAACGCGAGUGGAAAAAAAAACAAUGAAAAAAAAAGAAG